AUGGACGUCGAAGAAUCCACCAUCAACCUCGUGAGUGCCGAAGGCGACUCCUCGCCGGUUCCUCUUUCUGUUGCGAAAAUGUCCGAGUUGGUGAGGAGCAUGAUGGACGAAGAAGCCGAAGACGACGACGUCAAGGAGAUUCCCCUGCCCAACGUCAAGUCGCAAGUGCUCCACAAGGUGAUUGAAUUUUGCGAGCACCACCUGAAAGAACCCAUGACGGAGAUUGAAAAGCCGCUCAAGAGCAACUCCAUGAGUGACGUUGUGCAGAAAUUCUACGCCGACUUUGUGGAUAUCGAGCAAGUCUUGUUGUUUGAACUGAUUUUGGCGGCCAAUUACAUGGAUAUCAAGCCUCUGUUGGAUUUGACGUGCGCCACCGUCGCCAGUAUGAUCAAGGGAAAGACACCGGAAGAUAUUCGCACGACAUUCAACAUCACCAACGAUUUCUCACCCGAAGAAGAGGCACAAGUCCGCGAGGAAAACAAGUGGUGCGAAGAAGCUUAA
Messenger RNA from Seminavis robusta, 501 nucleotides. Lineage: Eukaryota; Bacillariophyta; Bacillariophyceae; Naviculales; Naviculaceae. The record is from the annotation of a GenBank genome assembly.